Molecule: messenger RNA, 1309 nt
Organism: Cotesia glomerata
Lineage: Eukaryota; Metazoa; Arthropoda; Insecta; Hymenoptera; Braconidae
Gene: Had1
Product: lambda-crystallin homolog
Exons: 7
Coding region: 228-1178 (316 amino acids)
Biological process (GO): fatty acid metabolic process
Molecular function (GO): oxidoreductase activity, acting on the CH-OH group of donors, NAD or NADP as acceptor; NAD+ binding
Source: RefSeq, a predicted model, not a curated record
AGUUCAGUUGUCAAAAAUCCAACGUUACAUUUCAAACAAUUGAAUUUAAAUUGGCGACAGAUAAAUGAUGUAAACAAAUCACACACUGACAUACAUAUUAUAUGUAAUCAUAAAUGAUAGAAGGGGAAAAGAAGAUAGCUGUAAAGAAUUAAAAGUAGUUUCAUAUUCAGUUCAAUACUCGCUCAGUUUACAUUGAAUUAUCGUUCAUAAAAUAGCUUAUUUACAGAAUGGCUAAGAAUGAAAAAAUUGGAGUAAUUGGAAGUGGGCUGAUAGGUCGCAGUUGGGCGAUGUUAUUUGCUAGUGUCGGAUAUCAAGUGACUAUUUAUGAUAUUCUUCAGGAACAAAUUAGUAAUGCACUUACCGACAUUGAACAGCAGCUGAAAAAACUUGAAUCUGAGGGAUUACUUCGUGGCAAUCUGACUGCAAAACAGCAGUUUGAGUUGAUAAAAGGUUCAUCAAGUCUGCCUGAAAUCGUUAAAGGAGCUAAGCUCAUUCAAGAAUGUAUUCCAGAGAAGUUAGAUUUAAAAAAAAAAUUGUAUGGGGAGUUGGACAAACUUGUAGAUGAUAAAACAAUUUUAUCUUCAUCUACUUCUACAUUCAAGCCAUCGUUGUUCAGCGAAAAUCUUAAACAUCGUGCUCAAGUUAUUGUAUCACAUCCUGUAAAUCCACCGUAUUAUGUGCCACUUGUUGAGAUAGUACCAAGUCCAUGGACUCGUUCUGAUAUUCCUGAAAAAACUAAAGCAAUUAUGACUGAAAUAGGUCAAUCACCAGUUGUAUUUACCAGAGAAAUUGAUGGAUUUGCGUUAAAUAGAAUACAAUAUGCUAUUCUAAAUGAAGCGUGGAGACUAGUGACCGACGGUGUUAUUAGUGUCAAGGACAUUGAUAUAGUCAUGAGCGAAGGCUUAGGAAUGCGUUAUGCAUUUCUUGGUGCAUUUGAAGCAGCUCAUCUUAAUGCGGAAGGUAUGAAAAAGUACUGUGAAACUUAUAAUAAAUCAAUUUAUGAUGUGAGUCAAACAUUCGGGCCAACACCGAAAUUUGUCGGAGCUGCUGCUGAAAAUAUUUCACAACAGAUGGAAGAGAUUUGUCCGCUUGAUAAAUUACAAGAACGCCGAGCAUGGAGAGAUUUAGCUCUCACGAAACUAUCAAUUUUAAAGAAAGAACUUGAAAAGAUUAAGUAAAUAGUCAUAUUUGAAAUAAUAUUUCUACAUUGUGUUUGUAAAAUUAAUACUUUAAAUAUGUCACUCUAAUAAAUAAAUAUGUGUCACUUGGGAAACUAUUCAUGGGAAUAAAUUAAAAUAUUUGGGUUAAA